Messenger RNA from Plutella xylostella (diamondback moth), 2133 nucleotides. The record is from RefSeq and is a predicted model, not a curated record. Lineage: Eukaryota; Metazoa; Arthropoda; Insecta; Lepidoptera; Plutellidae.
AUAAUUCAACAGGUGUAUGCGUCAUCCGCCAUAACGUACAAAACUUGUGAAAGUGUGCUUUGUUUGUUGAAAAGUGAUUAAAUUCAGUUAAAUUUACUGUGUUUUAUUUGUGAAUAGUGUAUUAAAUGUGUAUUUAAACAUGACGGAGUGGUAUAGAUCGAAACCUAACUACGCUAAUAAACAUAACUCGUCGGAAUUGUCCGUCGAAACAUCAGGCUGUGAAAUGUCAGACUCUUUCAAUAUAUUUUCCGAAAAUUUAAGUCCAAUACCAGCUAUAGUUCCACGGAAAUUGGAUUUUACACAUAUAGAUGAUGACGACGGCAUCAGGGACGCCUCACCGGCGCCCGUGCCCAUCAGUCCUCCCUACAAGAGAGUCCGAGCGUUGAAACUGUUCGACAGCCCUCACACGCCGAAGACCCUGCUGGAGAAGUGCUCCACGCCGUCGCACCACCCGCCGCGCUCCAGGCUGUUCCCGCCCAAGCUGUCCGCGCCCUCUGGCAUGUCCGGCUCCAGCCACCACUUGCACCCGCCGUCGGACGACAGCGCGCUCGGCAGCCUGCCCCCCGACGACCCGCUAGACGACUCCCGGACUCAGCGGAGGCCUAUUGCCAACAUCAACCCCUUCACACCUGACGAUCAGUGCGCUGUAGGCAGCCUGCCCCCCGACGACCCUCUAGACGACUCGAGGACCCAGCGGAGGCCCAUUGCCAACAUCAACCCCUUCACACCUGACGGUCAAGCAUUGAACAAGAAGAAGCGAGCUCUGUCCAAAACGCCAACUGGUUGGGGCGACGCCACGCCUGAGCAACCCGCUAAGAGAUUACGAGAGUCCAACAUAUCCCGCUACAACGUCGAGUUCGUCGACCUCGGCGUCAUAGGCACGGGCGAGUUCGGCCGAGUCACCCGCUCUCUCAACCGUCUCGACGGCUGUGUGUACGCUGUCAAACGCUCGCUGCGGCCCGUGGCGGGGUCGGCGGCGGAGAGGGCCGCGCUCAGUGAGGUGCACGCUCAUGCUGCGCUGGGGAAACAUGCACACGUCGUCAGAUACUACUCAGCAUGGGCGGAGGACGACCACAUGAUCAUCCAGAACGAGUACUGCGACGGCGGCUCGCUGCAGCAGCGCCUCGAGGCCGCGCCGCUGCCCGAGCCCGAGCUGCGGCUGCUGCUCCAGCACGUGGCCGAUGGACUGGACUACAUCCACAGCCUGGGCCUGGUCCACAUGGACGUCAAACCGGCCAAUAUCUUCAUCUGCGGACGUGAGGGCGCGGCACUGGACUCUGAUGACGGAUAUGAUGAUGACAGGAUACCGACCACGCAUACUUAUAAGAUUGGUGAUCUCGGUCACGUGACGUGUGUGUCCGCGCCGCGCGUGGAGGAGGGCGACUGCCGCUACCUGCCCAAGGAGGUGCUGCAAGAGGACUUCACGCAUCUCACGAAGGCGGAUAUAUUUGCUUUUGGUUUAACCCUAUUCGAGGCGGGCGGCGGCGGCCCCCUGCCCAAGAACGGGCAGCAGUGGCACGACAUCCGCGACGGCAAGCUGCCCGACCUGCCGAGACUGUCUAGAGAGUUCAACCAGCUGCUCAAGAAAAUGGUAGACCCCGACCCUACCCAACGCCCCUCAGCGAGCCGCCUCCGCAAGCACCCCCUAGUGCACGCCAGAGACAACAAGAGCAAGGCGGCGUUGAGGAGGGAGCUGGCGGCGGCCAAGCUGAAGAAUGAACUGCUGGAGCGACGCCUGCAGGAGGCCGCCAGAUGCAUAAAGUCGCUGACGCCGAACCUAGUGGCGACAGAAUCUGCGAAAUUCCGCACAAGAUCCGGCAAGAGACUGCAAAAGCCCCGCAUCGAUGUCCAACUAGCGGAGAUGUUACAAUCAGUCACCUCCCCAGCGCGACCCACUAGGCUGUCGCGACAGAAACGAACGUAAUAUGUGAUGAACAGAAUAUAAGAACAGUUAUAACGGUAAGAGAAACGGGGUGGAUAACUGCUGUCUGAGCCAAUCAGAUAAGGCCGUUUAAUCAGCCAACCAGAGAAGGCUGUUAAAUCGGCCAAUCAUAAAAGAGCAAAUGACAGUUACAGUUUGAUAUCCGCGUUUCCGAUUGGCCGAGUGGUGGGCUUAGAGAAGUAAAGGUGUGU